Linnemannia hyalina is the source of this 1698-nucleotide messenger RNA. The record is from the annotation of a GenBank genome assembly. Lineage: Eukaryota; Fungi; Mortierellomycota; Mortierellomycetes; Mortierellales; Mortierellaceae.
AUGAGCGCUGAAGAAUACAAAGCCGAGGGAAACAAGGCCUUCCUCGCCAAGGACUACCCCACCGCCAUCGAUCACUUCACAAAGGCCAUCGAGCUUGACCCCACCAACCACGUCCUCUUCUCCAACCGCUCCGCCUGCUACGCCUCCCAAAAGAACUAUGAAAAGGCGCUCGAGGAUGGCGAGAAGACCGUGGAGUUGAAGGCGGACUGGUCCAAGGGUUAUGGUCGCAAGGCCACUGCUCUUUUCGGAUUGGGUCGCUACCCCGAGGCCAACGAUGUUUAUGAGGAAGGAUUGAAAAUCGAGCCCACUAAUGUUCAGCUCCAGAAGGGACUCCAGGACACCAAGCAAGCCAUGGAGAAGGAGGCAUCGAUGGGAAUUGGUCAGUUCUUCGGACCUGACGUGUUCACAAAGAUGGCUGCCAACCCCAAGUUGGCUCCUUUGCUCGCUCAGCCUGAUCUUGUGGAGAAGAUCCGCGCGAUCCAGGCCAACCCCAACGCCUUGAACCAGCACAUGCAGGAUCCCCGCAUCAUGAGCCUCUUGAUGGGCUUGAUGGGUCUUGAUGCUCGUGGACCCGAGGACUUCCCUGGCGCUUCAGAGGAGGAUGACACACCCGCCCCCACCUCUGCUGCCCCCAAGAAGGCCGAGGAGCCCAAGGCUGAGGAGCCCAAGGACGAGGAGAUGCCCAGCGAGGAAGAGUUGAACAAGAAGGAGGCUUUGAAGGUCAAGGAUCUUGGAAACGCCAGUUACAAGGCCAGGAAGUUUGAGGAGGCUUUGGAGCACUACACCAAGGCCUGGGAGCUUGACUCGACCAACGUCUCGAUCUUGACCAACAAGGCUGCUGUCUACUUUGAGAUGGGCAACUUUGAUGAGUGCAUCAAGACCUGCGAGGAGGCCAUUGAUGUUGGACGCGAGCACCGUGCCGAUUACAAGUUGAUCGCCAAGGCCCUCGGUCGUAUCGGAAACGCCUAUGCCAAACAGAACAAGCUGCCCGAGGCCAUUAAGUACUACGGCAAGUCCUUGGCCGAGCACCGUACCCCCGACAUUCUCGCCAAGCUCAAGGAGGCUGAGAAGGCCAAGGCCAAGGCUGACAAGGAAGCUUACAGGGAUGUCGCCCUCUCGGCCGAGGCCCGUGACCGUGGUAACGUCCUCUUCAAGAAGAGCGACUUUGUUGAGGCUGUUAAGGAGUACACCGAGGCUAUCAAGCGUGACGAUACCGACCCCCGCGCCUACUCAAACCGCGCUGCCUGCUACACCAAGUUGAUGGCUAUCAAUGAGGCAUUGAAGGACUGCGAGACCUGCAUUUCCUUGGACCCCAAGUUUGUCAAGGGAUACAUCCGUAAGGCCGCCAUCCAGUUCUUGAAGAAGGAGUACACCGAGUGUCUCGAGACCUGCCAGAAGGCCAAGGAUGUUGAUGUCGAGAAGAAGAACACUGCAGAGAUUGACGGUCAGAUCAACAAGGUCUACACAGAGAUGAACCGCGGCCCCGAGCGUCGGGAGGGCGAGACUGAGGCUGAGACGAUUGCUAGAGCACAGCAGGAUCCCGAGGUCCAGAGGAUCAUGUCUGACCCUGCUAUGCGCAGCAUCUUGCAGCAAAUGCAGGAGGAUCCCCAGGCUGCCCAGGACCACAUGAAGAACCCCAUGGUUGCUGCCAACAUCCGCAAGCUCGUCGCCGCUGGUAUCAUCCGUGUUGGCAACUAA